This is a messenger RNA of Symbiodinium necroappetens, 4308 nucleotides long. The record is from the annotation of a GenBank genome assembly. Lineage: Eukaryota; Dinophyceae; Suessiales; Symbiodiniaceae.
AUGCCGGGGCCGUGGGUUUGCCUCGGCUCCGACCCGGAUGGUUGGGAAGGCACGCAGCUCCACGAAGGUGACUAUGUGGAGAUUGCGUGCUAUGACACCAGCCAUUGCCGCCAAGGAACAGCUUUGGUGCGGCUGGACAGGCUGGCGGAGAAGAGCAAGCGUGGGCAAUGGGCCGAGGCUUCGUUCAUCGCCGUCAGUGAUGAGCACCUGAGAUGGUGGUUGGACAGUGGAGAGGGCCAGGCAGAUGCCUGGCAGUUUGAAGUCCACUUUUGCCCCACGGGGCAGCGAGGAUGCCGAGAGGGCAAACGCGGCCGGGGCAAGGACUUCCACACGGACCGUUUUAGAGUGGUUACGGUGGGGGACCUUACCAGCAAGAAGGUCGACUGGCUCAAGGCGCCACCUUCGAAGAAGUACGUGGAGGAGGAGCUCCAAAGACUAAGUGACCUCCCUACGGGGAAGGCAGCGGAUGAUGGAGGAGGGGGUGCAGGAGACCUCGGCUUCGACGAGCAGCACCUUCCUCCGGCAGACCCCUCUGAGGGACAUGAGGCCUUGAAAGGCCUAACAGAGCUUGAGAAGGAGAUCGGCAGAGGUGAACUCGUCGAGCUCUACGUCAUCGAGCACCCCGGAGACCUGGCUUCCGACGACUCUUCCGAGGACAGCCAGCUUUUUCGCGAAGGAGUACGCCCAGCGAAGGCCCGGGCGGCUGGCAUCCAGACUUCCGCAGAAGAUGCAGGUGAUGGUCGCGAAGUGGCCACCAACUGGACGCUAACAAUGAUGGCGCCGAAGCAGCCGCCGAUCCGCCUCCUGCGGGAGAUGCGCACCCUCGCGAUGGCCCUGGAGAUCGCAGCAGGCCGCUACCAGUACGCGGCAGACGUGCUGGCACAGAGGCUGAAGGCGCUGGAGCUGUUCCAGAGCGUCGGCGCCUGGAAUCGUGCCCAGUACCUGGAACUGCUGGACGCAGAAGGGCCCAGCCUGCUAGACGCGGCGGCGACCGGGGAGCCGGCCCCGGGCCUCAGCUCGCUUUUGUCAGAUGGGGUCCUAGACUUUGACCUCGGGGACCUCGGGGACAGUGAUGAUGAAGGAAUCUCCAUGGAGGAGUGGAGGACGAAGAUGAAAAAGGCGAUGGAUAGGGAGCCAAAGCUCAAGUGGGUGGGCAAGCUGCUCCUUGAUGCCAUCUUGUCUGUCAAGACGGCUCUGGGAAACUUUGCUCGCACAUACGCGAACCCGGAGGAGCUGCCCCCGGGCGACGAGCCCACCUCACAACGAGGCCGUCGAGGGCAACACGGGGACUUGAUGCCUAUCCACCCUGCCCUUGUGGUUCAAGGCCUGGAAGGAAUCCCCACUGACAACCUCCACUGGGUCCGUCUUAUUUUGCUAGGGCUGGACUUCAUGUACUGCUCCGCGUGGUCAAAGGCAGUUUGUGUGCCGAUGGCACGGACCCUCACCACCAACCAGAAGGAGGCCAUAAAGCGAAUUGGGGAGCAGGUAGACCGCUUCAUUUCGCGUGAGGACCGACUCCCUCCGGCCAAGGCCGCGGCUGCAAAGCUGUGUUCCAAGAAGUUUGACUACAAUGGUCAGCCGGUGGAGCACAUGAGGGACCUUGUCGCCGAGAAGGUCCUGAAGGCCUGGCCGAAGGUCGGAUCCGCGGCGGUGGUCGACUUGAGGGACUGCCUGCCAGAGGAGCUGAGGACAGCCCUUGACCGGCCACGAGACUUUUUGCUGCCAGAGGCAGAGCUCCCGGAGAGGCACCGCGGAUCCAAGGUGAGAGCCUCGGAUGAGGAAUGGCACAAGAUUGUGAAGGCCGGUUACGACCGAGGAAUGUUUGUGUCAGUCGACGACAGGGAGGUGCCCCGGGACAAGCAGGGUCACCUCAUCACGAAUGGGGCCGGGGCUGUGGUGAAGUUGAAGAAGGAAGGGGGCCGAGAUGUAGAAGCGCAACGCUUUAUCUCGGUUCUAUGCCCCACCAACGAUGUGAUGAGGCUGCUGCCUGGGGCCCAAGACAAGCUCCCCUACAUUGGGCAGCUUACCGCCAUUUUGGCGGAAAGGGACUCGUACCUGGUCCUUGAUUCGGAGGACCUGCAGUCGGCUUUCAACUUAUUCCGCAUGCCGCUGGAGUGGGCCCCGAUGUUCAGCUUCGCGCAGAAAGUAAGGGGGGAUGCUCUUGGAGGGUCUCGGAACGUUACCCUCAGGCCCGCCUUGCGAGUUGUGCCCAUGGGGUGGACGAGCGCAGUGACCCUCAUACAGGCAGCUAUCAGGCACAUCGCCUACACGAUAGCAAAGAUCCCUCCCCACGGGGAUGUAACAAUGGAUCAGGAACUACCCUCGGGAGGGGCGAUGACGAUCCUCUACCUCGUCGACAACAACGAUGAGAUCAGGCAUUUGGGCCUCCCGCGAAACGAGGCCAAGCAGCUCUGUGGAGCUUUGUCGGGCACCCUCCAAGGAGGAGAGAUCCUCGGCGACUCAAAGAUCCUGAGGCAUGCCUACGACAAGUCGGUGGAGCUCUUGGGCCUUGGGCUCGGGCUCCUGAUCAAUGGCACCAUGCCAGAGCACUGCCUGAGACAUUGGACCGGUAAGGCGGCUUUCGCUGCUGCGUUUCGGCGGCCAAUGUACUCCAUACUACAGGAGGUGUAUGGGGUACUGGAGGUGAACCGGGCUGGAGCUCACCUGGCGUUGCCACCGCCGGUGAUGGAUGAGGUGCUGGUCUUCACGGCACUCCUUCCCCUGGCCGAGACAUGCCUCUCGUCGGAGGUGUCCCUCGAGAUCAGUUGCACCGAUGCAUCGCCUACGGGCGGGGGCUGCUCGGUGGCGACUGGCUUCAAGGACAAGACCUUGAUUCUCCCCGAUCCGGUCGCGGAUGAGAACUUCUGUGGGUCGUGUGGAAAGGAGAUGAAUGAGCCAACGUGGCGCACCUACCCCUGCCCUCGGCGUUGUGGCCUCAGGUGUUGCUCGCUGCUGUGCACCCGGAACCACGGGGAGAAGUGUGUGCGCCAGUGGUGGCACACCCCCUCCUUUGGAGAAAGGUUCUCGGGGAAGUCUUUCCCGCUGACAAAGGCAGUCGGCCUGAAGGGAAUCUCCACGCAACCUCCGCUGGACUACGACGUCGGUGGGGACCAGUGGGAUCUUCGAACCAACGAAGGCAAGGUUUGGCUGGAUGAGCAGGAGGCCGAGGGAGACUUGAUGUGGACCCACUGGGCCCCUUCCAGAAUCACGUUCCUCACUGACCGUCGAACUGGGUACUGGGACUGGCAGGGCUACUGGGUGGACGGGACCACGAAGCUUCGAGACCGCAGCCACCCAGAAGGACUCCCGAAGCUCAGGCAGCACCUCAACGUUUCGGUGAGGCAGGCCAACGCACUGGCCAAGCGUGCGGCGCGUGGGUUGGUUGAGGCCAACCGUCGAGGAGAAGGUUGGUACCCACUCGGUCUUUUCGACCUGCUGCCACGGAGUUUGGAGCGCCUCUUGCACCACCAGCUGCAGGGGGCCACCAAGGGACUCCAGCAGCAGGCAGCGGUCAACUGGGCUGUGGCUCAGUGCUCAGCUUUCCUGGAAACCAUGGAGGCGGGUAAGGAGAAGGAGCACCUGGUCUGGCUCCUUCGCCAUGCCUACCACACGGGCUGCGACGUCAGGUUGACGGACCGUGGGGAUGACAUCCUGGGGCAUCGCCCUGGCCCCUACCCAGCUUUCCGCUGGCGCUGGAAGGAUGUUCUCUCGUACCGUUGGCGAGAACCGCAGCACAUCAACGUGCUGGAGAUGACAGCCUUCCUCACAGAGCUUCGGAGGAGGGCCAGGGACAAGGAGGAACUCGGCAAGAGGUUCUUCUGGGUGCUCGACUCCCUGGUCUCCUUCUAUGUCCUGGGCAAGGGACGCCUGAUCCCCAUGUGCCUGUGGACCAUCAGCAAGUGGAACUUCUCAGAUGGUGCGUCCUACGAGAAUGCAGUGGCUGCUCUGUUUCAAUACCUCAACGCCCUACGGGGCAGGCUGCCUCGCACUAUGGCAGAACUGGAUGAGGAGCUUGCAGAAUACAUCAAUCACCUUUACCAGGAGGGUGAUGCGGUGACCCUGGCAGGAUGGACGCUUAGUGGCCUCAAGCGUUUCUUUCCUCGCUGCAGGCCUCAUCUCUUGACCUCCCAGCUGUUUCUUCGCAACUGGCAGAGGGUACACUUGCCGCAGAGAACUAGCCCGAUGACUUGGCUGGGUGCCAGAGCUAUGGCUGGGGCAGCCUGCAAGGUUGGGCGACCAGACCUGGCUCUUUCAAUCUUUUUGGGCUUCGCUUUCUUCCUGCGAACUAUAUGGAGCUGCUUUCGUUAA